Peronospora matthiolae is the source of this 165-nucleotide messenger RNA. The record is from the annotation of a GenBank genome assembly. NCBI's taxonomy places the organism in Eukaryota, Oomycota, Peronosporomycetes, Peronosporales, Peronosporaceae.
AUGGGCAAGAAGAUGUGCCGCCAAGCGCGUUUCAGCUGCGCUGCUACGUGCUUGCUCUUGACGUCGGCGGAGUCCACGGAUGGCGCGGAGAUCGAAGUCAAGCGUAACGAGCUUGGGGUCCGACGGUGUGAGAGUUCCACCCCAAGAUUUUUCGUUGCUGCAUAA